CGCGGGAAAUUCCAAUAUCUGUUUUCUUAUGCAAACAUCUUAACUGAACUUUGAGACAUAUAAUGUGUGUUCUGUUAUUUGUAGUCCUCUACUUUUGAAUUGCCAACCAAAUUAAGAUGACGCCCUUCCUUUUAUUUCUUCUCAUGUUCUUGUUCUUGUUCAUGUCUUUCUCAAUGACAUCAUCAACCCAACUCUUGUUGUCACUGGACGAAGAAGCUCAUUCUCUACUUCAGAGUGGGUGGUGGAGUGGUUAUCCUGGCUACGUGCCGCCGGAUCACUGUGAGUGGCUUGGCAUUACUUGCAACGGUUAUGGUAGCAUCAUGGAAAUAUCAAUGCCUCCUAAGUUUCAGUUACGGGACAAGUUUGUGAAGUUUAACUUCUCUGCCUUCCCAAAUCUUGUUCGUCUUCAACUCGUUGGACAUGGACUCAUUGACAAUAUACCAUCUGAUCAGAUAAGUACUCUUCAUAAACUAACUUAUCUUGACCUUUCGUUCAAUGAAAUCAAUGGUUCAAUUCCUGAGGGGAUUUGGAGCUUGAAAAAGUUGGAGACCUUAAACUUGGGUAGAAACAAGAUUGUUAGUUCUAUUCCUUGUAGUCUUGUUCAUUUGACCAAUUUGGUCUCUCUUUCACUUGAUUCUAAUCUUAUUAGUGGCUCUAUACCUGUAGAAAUUGGAUAUUUGAAAAGUUUGGAGCAAUUGAAUCUUAGUGACAACAAACUAAGGGGAUCAAUACCUUCAAACAUUGGCCUUUUAACCAAUUUGAAAUCUCUGUCCCUUGGAUCGAACCAAAUAAGUGGCUCUAUUCCUUUAGAACUGAGAAAUUUGAGCAAACUAGAACAUUUGUUCCUUGGUGAUAAUAAUAUUACUGGGGAAAUUCCUUCAUUUAUAAGCCAUCUAACCAAUUUGAUAUCUCUAGACUUGUCAAGUAACAUGAUUUAUGGUUGCUUAUUUAGUGAGCUUAAUCAGUUAACCCAACUAGAGUAUCUUAACCUGUCCUCUAACCAGCUUUCUGGUGAGGUGCCUCUUGAAAUUGGAACACUGUCAAGACUUAAGGUUUUGGACUUGAGUGGUAACUUAUUCCAUGGCAAAAUACCUUCUCAACUAGGGAGUAUGUCAAACUUAAGGUUGUUAAAUCUUAGCCACGAUGAAUUGACAGGAACAAUUCCUAAUCAAAUUCAAAAUAACUUUCGUUUUUAUUCUCCACCUCAUGAAUUUUUUAGAAAUAGAAAUUUACUCACUGAUAAAAUGAGUGUCCCUUCCACUGAUGCAUCAUCACUCUCUAACUCUACAUCUACCAAAAGCAAGACCGAAAUUAUUACACUCAACAUGGAGAUUUUUAUUCCAGUAAUCAGUUUGUUUGGUAUAGUUUUAAUUGGAUAUCUGGUUUUCAAAAUUUGGGAAGCUAACAUUAUUGCGGAUUCAAGAAAAGAAAAGCAUGGAGAUUUAUUCAAUAUAUGGAAUUAUGAUGGAAGAAUUGCAUUCAAGGAUGUCAUUAAAGCAACAGAGAGUUUUGAUAACAAAUACUGCAUUGGAAGUGGUAAGUUUGGGAGUGUUUACAAAGCAAGACUACCCAAUGGCAGAAUAGUGGCCUUGAAAAAACUUCAUAGUUUUGAAGCAGAGGAACCUGAAUUUGUAAAGAGUUUCAAGAAUGAAGUGAAACUGUUAUCUAAAAUAAGACAUAGAAACAUAGUGAAGCUUCAUGGUUUUUGUUACCACAAACCAUGCAUGUUUCUGGUCUAUGAAUAUGUGAAGAGAGGGAGUUUGUUUAAUCUUCUGAGAGAUGAUAGCAGAACUAUGCAAUUGGAUUGGAGCAAGAGAAUAAGCAUAAUUGAAGGCAUAGCACAUGCCUUAUCAUACAUCCACCAUGAUUGUAGUCCACCAAUUGUUCAUAGAGAUAUAACCACCAGCAACAUUCUAUUGGACCAAGAAAUGAAGGCUUCUGUCUCUGACUUUGGCAUUGCUAGACUCUUAAAUCCUAAUUCUUCUAAUCAAACAGUACUUGCUGGCACCUUUGGCUAUGUUGCACCAGAAUAUGCCUACACCACGACUCUGAGUGAAAAGGGUGAUGUAUAUAGUUUUGGAGUGGUGGCGUUAGAAACAAUCAUGGGAAGACAUCCAACAGAGAUUAUUUCUUUGAUACUUUCAAGAACAUUAUUGUCUUCUAAUACUCCCAUCAUUAUGAUAAAAGAUGUUUUAGAUUCACGUCUAUCACCCCCAAAUGGUAAUCACAUUCUUGCCUCCAACAUUGUCUUGGUAGCUACAAUAGCCUUAGCAUGUCUGUGUUCUGAACCAAAAUCUCGGCCGACGAUGAUGAAUGUUUGUCGAUGGCUUCUUCUUCCAAGAACACCUCUGCUGCGACACCCUUUUCAUUCAAUUUCACUACAGCAGCUCUUUAACCAAGAAAUCUAUAAAAUAGAUGAUUAUAAGCGCUAGAAACUGAACCAGAGGCAUAUUUAUGUUGAAGCCGAAGAGGCAUACUCUUCUAUGAUGAAAUAUAGUUUUUUUUUUUUUUGUUAAUUAUUGAAAAAUGGCUAAAGAGGGAGGUUAACAUGUAUAUUGUUGUUGAGAAUCAUGGGGUUCCAUCUCAAAACCAAUUGGCAAUGAGUGGAGUAGCCCAUGUUCUUAUAUAUGGCUCAACACUUUCACAUUUAAUUCAUGUGAGACAAUAUUCUCCAAUGUCCAAUACAAUUGACUCAAAAGAUUGAUUGAUGUGUGAAGUUGGCUCCUAUUUCGACUAAUGAAAUGACUUCAUUCGGAUUAGUGCUGAAGACUAUUAAUGUCUGUCAUAACUAACUGUUGUGAAGACUCACCAGUAAUAGAAUUAUCAGGUAAUUCUUUAACUCUAUUUAUAACCCUUAGUACUGAUCAACCUAAUAAUUAGACAAAUAAUAACACAGCUUGUAUAUAUAUCCAAUUAAUUUAUUGGAUUCAAACUGGCUAAUGAGAGUUCUAAUUAGGUUGAUGCUUAUAAGCAACGAACUCCAUAUUUUAAUGACAUUUUUGUAAUGCAAAUUAUUCUUUUUGCUGCAAUCUAUACAAACUCAAAAUUAUGAAUAAGGGAUAAGAAUAAAGAGAGUUCUUGAGUAGUUAAACAUCAAAGAGGCAUGACUCAUAGUAAUAUAACAAUUUCAUCUUUGUUUGGCCAAAAAACACACUCAUUUUUUUAUUUUUACAAACAACAACAAUUUACCAUUUAGUUUCACCUAACUUGAGUUUGAUGAAAUGAGCUGUGUUGAAAUCACGAGCUCUAUGAUCUUAUAUAUAUGAAGAACAAGCAAUGUACAAUAACAGAAUUCAGUUAAAGAGUAGCAACUUUUGCCUAAACGCACAGCUCAAUAACUAACUUAUAACCGAAUUAACUAACUUCAAACUACCUUCACUAACAGCCUACUUAUUUGACUUUUCCUUUAAUAACGAAGUUGAAUGCAUAGUAUUGUCUGAAUGGCUUGAAUCUAUCUCACUACCUUCCCCAUCAUCCUUAAAAGCAAAAGCUUUAGCUGUCAAACUAGGAUGCACUUUGUUACUUGAAUGUUUAACACCAACAACGAAAUCUUGAGUAUGGUAUGUUUCAAUUUUGCUUUCUACUUCAUUCCUAUCCACACUCCCAACCCUCUCUUCAUUGACUUUACUCAAGCUCCUGCUAGUACUUUGUAUGUUCUGCAUCACAGCACUAGAAGCAUCAUCAUCUUUAUAAUGUUCAUCUCUUGCCUCCUGGCCAUUACUUUUACCUUCUUCUUCUGUUUGAUCCUCCAAUAAUUUUGCAUCCUCAAACUCAAUUCUCUUGUCUUCGAUCUCUUGCUCAUCAAUUCCCUCCUCCCUCUCUCUAUCAUCUUCAUCAAUCAAAUCUUCCACUUCCUCUGGUUCUUCCUCUUCCACUCUCUCUUGAUCAUGCCCAUCUAUUUCAUCAUCUUCACUCCUACCUUCUUCAUUAUCGUUUUCUUCUUCGAGCUUAAUUUCUUCUAAAUUGUCCUUCAAAUCAUUCUCCUCUUCCUUUUCAACCUCAUUUUGAGUGUCAACUUCGGGAUGGAGGUCCCGCCUCCCAAGCUUUAUGAGUUCAACCCCAUUAUGCAUCUUAGCUGAUAUCAUUGAGGAGCUAUCUACAUAUGCCUUGUUCUUAUCAUGUGAGUGC
Molecule: messenger RNA, 4128 nt
Organism: Cannabis sativa
Lineage: Eukaryota; Viridiplantae; Streptophyta; Magnoliopsida; Rosales; Cannabaceae
Product: MDIS1-interacting receptor like kinase 2-like
Exons: 2
Coding region: 117-2432 (771 amino acids)
Biological process (GO): protein phosphorylation; hormone-mediated signaling pathway
Cellular component (GO): plasma membrane
Molecular function (GO): protein kinase activity; protein binding; ATP binding
Source: RefSeq, a predicted model, not a curated record